CGUCUAAGAGGGGCGAAGUGGGGCGGCCCCGGGGCUGCGGGGAAGCCUUUUAAAGAUUUUUUUACAUGAUUUCAUAGACCAUCGAUCAUUUUCCAGACUGUUGCUAUAUACCUCAAGAGCGUAUGAUAAUAGAGGAGUCUAGAGAACAACUGCAAUAGAAAUCACAGCGUUUCCUUGGCUUACAAAAUUAUAUACGUUUCCACUUCUACAUAAGUCACUUACCAAGUUGUUUCUAAAGUCAUAUUUUUUGUGUGUUAAGUGUUCUGAAAACACCCAUGCCCUUAUACUUCCGGCUAUUCACCUAUUUCCUUUGUAACUAAUGACACAUGGCACUCUAUUUCUUUGAAAUACAGAUUAAUCUAGAGCAUUGCUUAUUAAGCAAAAUUCUUUGAAUAUCUUUGUGUUUAGAAAUAACUGAGGAAAACAUCUAGAUGAUGUGUUAUGUGUACAAUGUGUUAUUGAGGAACUUGUAAUCAGAAGAAGUUAUAUUCUAGGCUUAAAGACAUUUGUAAUACACCUUAAAAUGUACAAGUACUGUGAUUUAAGUUCUAAUUCCAGUGUUUGGCUUUUUGCUUGGCUUUUUUUUUUUUUCAAUUCCUUCAUAUGAUAUAUUUUUAGAAUGACACACUAAGAGCCACUUGGUUAAUGGUGACAAGAGUUUUUAAUUUGCCCAGACACAAAUUCUAUUGACAACACCCAUUAUUCCAGAAGUUAUUUUAAUUUGUUUGCAGAAACACAUAUUUUCACGACGCAGCAGUAGUACAGAGGGGCACGGCAGAGGGAUUUUGUAGGCAUGAGUGGCCUCCUCUUGGCACCGGUGUCAUGGUGGAUUCUCCAUGUCUCCGCCGUAGCUUACGGCUGCAGCCCAGCGCCCAUAGCUGCCUCUGUGUCUGCCAGGCUGGCAGUGGUCACAGCUGGGGGGCGUGCAAAAACCAGCGAAACCGUGGCGCCUCCUGGUAUGAGAAGUAGUUACUAUUACAGAAAGUGGAAUAUUUUUGAUUUAAGCUAAAGUAGUUUUAAGCUUCAUCUAAGUAGUUGUGGCUUUUGAAAGUUAGACAGAAUGUCCCUCUGAUUGUGUGGUUUUUUUCCAGCAAUGUUUUUCCAGGCACUGUCCAUUCUUUGGAGAUGAUAAUGUCUCGUGUUCAGUACGGUCUGUGCUGAACAGAUGUCUCUUCUGUAAUCACCUCUGUUUGCAGCCUUUCUCCAUAUCAAAUGCAACAUCAAGCAGAGCUGGAGUCAGCUCUAAAUUAGCAAGGGGUUUGACAGUUAGUUGUGAAGUUCAUAAUAACAUUAAAGUUAGACCUUGGAAAGUAAUAUAAUGUGCCUAAAAUUUCUGGGCAAGCUUGUGCAUGUAAGUGGGAAAUACAUUCUGCAACUAGCUUUUGUCUCAUUGCAUGUGAUGGAUGGAGAUCACUCCCUCAUGUUGCCCAGGCCUGAAUAAAGGUUGCUUGCUUUCUAAAAUUGAAAAAUAAGUCUUAGAGAACUUAUUUGCUAGCAUUUAUAGUAUCACUUCCUGCGAAAUACACAACUGUAGGCCAGCGCUGGCUCUAGCAGCAGUGCUGCCUUGCUAUCUGAGCAUCAUCAUCUCCUGUAUUGAGCUGUCAUUGUGAUCCUCCUUGGUUCAGCUCUCUGUUUUAGAAGAUGCAGCUCUUUUCAAGUGCUUAUGAAUGUCUGCUUACACCUUACUAUAAUAAACUGACACAAAAAGGCAGAGAGUGAGAGAGGGUGAAGGAGCAUUGGAAAAAGCUGACCAGGGGUUCUGGAAUCUCCUUCUCUGGGAGGUAUUCAGAACCUGCCUGGGUAUGUUCCUGCUCCAGGUGAACCUGCUUUAGCAGGGGAGUUGGACUACAUGGUCUCCAGAGGUCCCUUUCAAACCCAACCAUACUGUGAAUCCGUAAUGCGUGGAUUAAGGUGGCCUUGUGGUUUAGUAGAGCAAAACUAUACUUGAAAGCCCUAGGCCUUAAUGAAUUAUCUCCAGUAUCUCAAAGGGAGUGGCAUAAUGAGGAUUUCAACAAGGUGUUUUGUUAAGUGUUGAUCAGACUCUCUUAAAGGAUGACUGUUUUUGUUAAACUUAUCUUUCAGUUUUCAAGACCCUAGUUUUCCUAGUUGAAUUUAUAGUGAAACAAACUGUUAUGAUGGGAAAUAGUUCUUACUGUCAUAUUAACCAAAAGUAUCUUGAGAAUCACACUCAUAAAGAAGCAUCAUGAAGGCUAUUCAUUGGCAUAAGGGUUAAGAAUUGUUGUCUUCUAUGUCUGGCAGAAAAGCAACACAGAAAACAGCAACCUCGAAAAAACUGCAAGGAGAUAUUCAUGUUCUAGUCCAAGACUUGCAUUGGUGGAAAAAACUGCUUGCAACCACCUUAUAAUUUAUGGUUGCAACCAUAUUUACAUGUUAGAAUAGGAUUACUUAAAGCUUGGUAGAACAUUUCUGGAGUAUAUGUAACUGUUUAGUCUGAUACUGUGAAGGAAUACUUGUCUCCAAAUAAGUCUGAACAGUCAAAACCAUUAAUGGGCUUUAAGAUGUGUUUGAAGAGUAGCAGUCAUCAAACUCUUGAGGAGUUUGGGAAUCAUACCUAUCUGUGUUAGGAUUUUCAGGGUGCAACUUAUUCUCUCUGGCCCCUGACUGGUUUUUGUUUGGUUGGGUAUGUUGAGGGUUUUUUGUUAGUUUUCUUUUGGUUGUUUUUUUUUUUUUUUUAAAUUCAUAGUAUCAUAGUAUAGUUAAGGUUGGAAGGGACCUUAAAGAUCAUCUAGUUCCAACCCCCCUGCCAUGGGAAGGGACAUCGCACUAGAUCAGGCUUCCCAAGGCCCCAUCCAACCUGGCCUUAGACACCUCCAGGGAGGGGGCAUCAAAUUCCUAUUAUUCUUCUACCCAUAGUCUGUUCCCAGCAUUUUUAAUCCUUUAGAUAUAGGAGAAGGUAGAUUAGAUUAGCUAGUGUUAUAUCAGAGAGGAAAAAUAUAACAAGGCUUAUGUUGUUUAUGAUAUCACUCGUGCAACAACAGUACUUUAUAAGUAAUUAUUUAUGUUGCCAGCAAUUAAAUUCUUAUCAUUGGCAGGAGGGAGGAAAGAAAAUAUUAUUCAUUGAGCUUUAAUGUUUAAAAUCCUGUUUAAGAGAAAAUAUUGUGCCAUCUCCAUCUUUGAAGGUUUUCUAUACCAGAUUGGUAAAAACAUGGAUUCACAGAAGGAUGUUCAGCCUCCAAAGCAGCAGCCAAUGAUUUACAUUUGUGGAGAGUGUCAUACGGAAAAUGAAAUAAAGGCGAGAGAUCCUAUCAGAUGCAGAGAAUGUGGCUACAGAAUAAUGUACAAGAAGAGAACAAAAAGAUUGGUGGUUUUUGACGCCCGGUGACUUGUGCUGAAGAUACAGUGACUUUAUGCUGCAGUUUAAUCUUUCUGAUAUCUUUGCUCUGUGAAUCCAUUGUGUACAAAUGCAUGUUCAUAUUUGUGUUUUAAGAUUAUUGAAAUAUUAAAGUUUUCUGUUGUACUAAAGUUUGUCUAUGCUGUCUUCUACAAAGGGUUUCUAAAGCUGCAGUUAUCCAGUCAGAGGAUGGAGCAGUUAAGUUCAGUGAUGUUGUAUUCUUUUUGAGUGUUACUCCCAUCUAAACUUUAUUUGCGUUUUAACUUUGUUAAAUGUUCUUUGGACUCCUGCAUGUGUUUUUCAGUGGCCGCACAUGGCUGUUGUGUAAGUUCUGUGUGAGAUAGCCAUAAUCACGAGAUAGCAGCAGGUGGGCCUGCGUGGCCCCGCCCAUAUGGAAAGUAGUUACUAUUACAAAAAGUGGAACGUUUUUGAUUUAAGCUAAUAUAGAGUUAAGUUUCAUCUAAAUAAUUAUAUUUUUUGAAAGUUAGGAUGUACCUCUGAUCAAGGAUGUACCUGUUUUCUUUCAGGCAGUGCUUUCCCAGGCACUGUCCAUUCUUUGGAGAUGAUCAUGCCUCGUGUUCAGUGUGGUCUGUGCUGAACAGGUGUCUCUUCUGUGAUCACCUGUUUGCAGCCUUUCUCCAUCUCAAAUGCAAUGUCAAGCAGAGCUCGCCCCAAAGCUACAAACCACCAGGAGUUUUGACUGUUGUGAAGUUCAAAAUAACAAUAAAGUGAGUCCUUGGAAAGUAAUAGAAUUUGCAUAGGAUUUCUGGGAAAAUGUAUACAUACACAGUGGGAAAUACAUUCUGUAACUUGUUCUUGUCUCGUUGCACACAAUCGAUGGAGAUCACUCUGAUACAAUAUAUGGAAUAUUUCAAAGUGGAACGUUUUGGGAAAGAACAAUUAAGUUUAAUCUAAGCAGUUGUGGUUUUUGAAAUUAGACAGAAUAUCUCUCUGACAGCAUGCUUGCUUAAAAACAGUGUUUUCCAGACAUUGUUUCUUGAAGAUGAUAAUGCCUUAUGUUCAGUAUGCUCUGUUCUGAACAGGUGUCUCGUGAUCACCUCUGUUUGGAGUUUUCAUUAAAGCUAAGGUCAAGCAGAACUGUCCCCAAAGCUCCAAAUCAGAGUUUUUACGUUGUGAAGUUCAAAAUAACAAUAAAAUCAGUCCUUGGAAAGUAAUAGAACAUGCAUAAGAUUUCUGCGAAAACGUAUACAGAUGCAUGUAAGUGGGAAAUAUUGAAUCAUAGAAUCGUAGAGUGGUUUGAGUCUG
Messenger RNA from Cuculus canorus (common cuckoo), 4618 nucleotides. It is a transcript of the gene POLR2K, whose product is annotated as RNA polymerase II, I and III subunit K. Gene Ontology annotation, biological process: DNA-templated transcription. The record is from RefSeq and is a predicted model, not a curated record. NCBI's taxonomy places the organism in Eukaryota, Metazoa, Chordata, Aves, Cuculiformes, Cuculidae. Gene Ontology annotation, cellular component: RNA polymerase III complex; RNA polymerase I complex; RNA polymerase II, core complex. The transcript is spliced from 4 exons. Gene Ontology annotation, molecular function: DNA binding; zinc ion binding; DNA-directed RNA polymerase activity. Bases 3089 to 3343 code for a protein of 84 amino acids.